AACUUCACCGUCUCUGCAGGUAAAUCUGCGCCCCUGCACACAGCUGAUCAUACAGUUGGCUUCCUGGAGUAAAAAGGGUGUGGACACUGGACACGGUCAGCUAGACCAAAUAAGAAAAAGUAAAGUCCGGUUUGAUUUAUUUAAAAAGAGACACAGUUGUCAGGGUCGACUCCGGCUUCCGGGAUACCAAUUUGUAAUCAGCGUUACAGCAACGGGAGAGAGAGGCACAGCUUGAUCAAUGGAAAUCUCUCAACAAUACCAACAAGUUCCCUCUCUGUCUAACACCACGCCUGCUCCAGAUGAUUCACAGAGCGAUGAACCUCAGACCAGAGAGGACUUCUUAAAAUAUUACCGUCGCCUCACCCUGGACUCGAACACGGCCUACAGAGAGAUGGUUCUGUCUGAGGGGAACAGAAAGGUGGAGCUCACAGACAUGGUCCAGGAGUACCCUGAACACCCGGACCGGUUCUCUCACCUCUAUCAGGUGCUGUGUAAAGAGGGUCUGUCUGGACGCUGCUACUGGGAGGUGGAGUUCAAAGGCUCCGUUGAAAUAGCGAUGGCGUACAAAGAUCUCGGCAGAUCCGACUAUUACGCCGAGUGUGCGUUCGGCUGCAACGAUAAAUCCUGGAGUUUAAACAUAAACGGGAACGCAAAGUGUUUCAGACACAAGGACGAGGAGACCGCGGUGCCGGAGCCCAGGUCCUCCAGAGUCGGCGUGUACCUCGAUCACAAGGCGGGUCGUCUGACCUACUACUGCGUCUGUGACGCGGCGCUGCAGCUGCUGCACAGAGAAGAAACCACGUUCACAGAGCCGCUCUACCCCGGGCUGUGGGUCGUAGACUCCGCCCAGCUGUGUGACCUGGAGGAGAGGUCCAGUUAAACAGUGUCAUGUGACGCAGGGCAA
Molecule: messenger RNA, 904 nt
Organism: Cyclopterus lumpus (lumpfish)
Lineage: Eukaryota; Metazoa; Chordata; Actinopteri; Perciformes; Cyclopteridae
Product: stonustoxin subunit alpha-like
Exons: 4
Coding region: 239-880 (213 amino acids)
Molecular function (GO): protein binding
Source: RefSeq, a predicted model, not a curated record